Messenger RNA from Cataglyphis hispanica, 2018 nucleotides. RefSeq names its product 4-aminobutyrate aminotransferase, mitochondrial-like. Bases 67 to 1584 code for a protein of 505 amino acids. The transcript has 10 exons. Gene Ontology annotation, molecular function: pyridoxal phosphate binding. Gene Ontology annotation, cellular component: mitochondrion. NCBI's taxonomy places the organism in Eukaryota, Metazoa, Arthropoda, Insecta, Hymenoptera, Formicidae. The record is from RefSeq and is a predicted model, not a curated record. Gene Ontology annotation, biological process: GABA catabolic process.
AUAUCAGUGGUUAGUACGGUAUUAUCUCUUCUACAGAGAACGUCGCGGAGAUCAGCCCUCGUAUUCAUGCUUUUAUCCCGAACGGAGAUGAUCGUUAACAAGUGUCAUCGUGCGCUGAAUGCGCAGACUUCGCUUCGACAGCUGUUAAACGGCGUUGCAACAACGUGGAAGAGAUGCUUAAUUAGUUCAGUGCCGAGAGAACCGGAAGGGCCGGUGGUUAUGACGGAAAUACCGGGUCCACGAUCGCGUAGUCUGUUACAAGAAUUGAAUGCGAUACAACAAGCAUCUUCCGUACAAUUCUUCGCAGACUACGAAAAAUCCUCCGGUAAUUACAUAAUAGAUGUUGAUGGAAACGCGUUACUGGACGUUUAUAUGCAAAUCUCGACAAUCCCCUUAGGAUACAAUCAUCCGGCGAUGUUGGAGGCUCUUAGCGAUCCUGUUAAUCAAAAAAUUAUAGCAAAUAGACCUGCACUGGGAAACUUUCCGGGAAAAGAUUGGCCUAAUAGAUUAAAAAAUAUUCUACUUAACAAGGAGGUUGCUCCACCAGGGUUGUCGCACAUUACGACAAUGAUGUGCGGUUCUUGUUCUAAUGAAAAUGCUUUUAAAAACAUCUUUAUUUGGUAUGCAGAGAAACAAAGACAAGGAAAGCCGUUCACGAAGGAAGAGAUGGAGACUUGCAUGAUGAAUCAAUUUCCUGGCUCGCCGCGAUAUUCUAUUAUGUCCUUUAAAGGUAGUUUCCAUGGAAGAACCUUAGCUUGUCUCUCAACGACUCACAGCAAGUACAUUCACAAAAUAGAUGUGCCAGCUCUCGACUGGCCCAUCGCCUCCUUUCCAGAAUACAAAUAUCCUUUAGAUGAGAACGUGCGAGAAAAUCAAAGAGAAGAUGAACGUUGCCUCGCGGAGGUCGAAGAGUUAUUUGAAAAGUACAAGAACAAAAAGAAGGUACCAGUGGCUGGUGUCAUAAUCGAGCCUAUUCAAUCGGAAGGCGGCGACAAUCACGCAUCGCCGAAAUUCUUUCAGGAACUUCAACGCAUAACGCGGAAGCAUGGAGCAGCUUUGCUUAUUGAUGAAGUCCAGACUGGUGGCGGGCCAACGGGAAAAAUGUGGUGUCACGAGCAUUUCAAUUUAGAUACCCCACCAGACGUGAUGACUUUCAGCAAAAAAAUGCAAUUAGGCGGUUAUUAUCACUCGGACGAUUUGAAGCCGAAAUUACCAUAUCGCGUAUUCAAUACUUGGAUGGGUGAUCCAAGUAAAGUAAUAUUGGUCGAAGCGAUCUUGAAGAUCAUCAAGAAGGAGAAUCUCUUGGAUAGAGUUACGCGUGUUGGCGAUUAUAUUUUGAAGCAUUUAACAAGUAUACAAAAGGACCAUUCCAGUGUCAUCAGCGCAGUGCGCGGACGUGGAACUUUCAUAGCGUUUAAUUGCGCCUCUCCUGAAAUGCGAGACACCAUCAUUAAGAAACUUGCAACCAAAGGUAUUAUGGCAGGUGGAUGUGGUAGCCAGGCUGUGCGAUUGAGACCUGCAUUAACUUUUACAGAGCGUCAUGCUGAUAUAUUUUUGAAUGCGCUUCGAUCUGUACUGAAAUAAUAAGUAUAAAUUUAAUGGUGUCUUUUAAAUCAGACUUCUUCAGACAUUACAGUCGCGUAAGCGUACUGUGAUGUAUAGAAUAAAAAAUAUUCAUUACUUUUAUAUGACAUUUAAUUAUAAGAGUAACAUAACUUUAUAAAAAUGACAAGUGAUGAAUUAAUAACACUGCAACAUGAUAAAUUAAUCAAUUUAAUUCAUUUACGUGUAAAUAUAUGCAUAUAUACAGAUUAAUCAACGCAUAUACAUAUAUAAAAUAUUUGAAAAAAUUGUGCAACAUUUAAGUGAGAAUGUAUUUUUUAACGAUUCUGGAAUUCAUUGAGCGAUAUUUUUACUGUGUAAAAAUAUAAAUUAUUAUAUCAAUUAUUUAAAUAUUUCGCACUUCAUAUAAUAUUUGCUAUAAUUAAAGAAAGAUGAUAUAAAAUAAUGAAAAAUAA